This is a messenger RNA of Morus notabilis, 1705 nucleotides long. RefSeq lists its product as uncharacterized. The record is from RefSeq and is a predicted model, not a curated record. The coding region runs from base 78 to 1490 and encodes 470 amino acids. NCBI's taxonomy places the organism in Eukaryota, Viridiplantae, Streptophyta, Magnoliopsida, Rosales, Moraceae. The transcript is spliced from 4 exons.
UUCAUUUAUAUUGCGUACGAUCGAGGCACACAAACUCUGAGAAGGUCCAAUUUUUUCAGAGAUUUAUUCAUACGUCGAUGGAAGGUAAAACUGUGGAUUCUAUUAGCUUGAAAGCCGUGGUAGAUGAGAAGAGGAACAAACUUGUCUUCGUCGAAUCAGACGAUGAAUUUGUCGAUGUUCUCUUCAGUUUCUUGACAAUGUCUCUUGGUACCAUUAUCAGACUUGCACAAGAGCGCUCAAUGCCACUGACGAUGGGCUGUGUGAACAAUUUGUAUGAAAGUGUGAAAAAUAUGGAUCUGCACCAUUUUCAUUUCCACAGUGAAGCUGGUAAACUCAUGUUUUCAAGUCCCCGCAGUGAGGCUGAAAAUAACUGCAUGAACCUUAAACUGAAAAUCGACAAUACAGACAAUACAGAGCGUAAAUUAUUCACCUGCAGGUUGCAUUGUGGAAACUAUAGUUAUAGUCAUUACAGAGAUGUCUUUUGUAAAUGCGGACGUCCCAUGAAUCGGGAAUUGCUUAUCACAAAGAGUGUGGUCAGAAAGCGCGAAGGCGUGUUUGUUAAUGGAAUGGCAAGAUUUAUAAUUAGUGAUGGGCUACAAGUGAUGCAUAUGUCUAGCUUAGAGAGCUUCUCUUUAUUGGCCAAGCAUGAUAUAACGGAUCACAUGUGUAACGCGCACGAAAGGACCUUCAAUGUUGGAACAGAAGAGGUUUUGAAUUUGCUCAUAUGCUCAUUGCAAUCAAGGACACCUUUGACAGAAGUCUUUCUGAAGAAUAAAGGUGAUCUGCCGGACGUGAACAAAAAUAGUCCUAGCCUUAACCGAGAUGAGCUAACCAAUCAAAUAAAGGAAGAGGACAUGCAAGAGAAGGAUGAAAAGAUUUCAGUGAAAUUAAUGAUUAGCAAAUCUAAGAAACGGGUUUGUUACGCAGAAGCAAAGAAGGACUUCGUUAAUUUAGUCUUGAGUUUUCUAACCGUUCCACUUGGGCAUAUUGCUGGAAAAUUACGUGACACCAAUUCUUUUAAUGGAUGCAUAGACCAAUUGUACAAGAGUGUUAAGGAUCUUGAUGAGCAACUUUUCAAGUCAAAUCACCACAAGGAAAUGCUAGUCAGUCCAAGCCUUGCCUUUGGGUUUAGCUAUAAGAAUGAUCUAUUAGGGAUUAAGUCUGCACCCACAAAUUCUGAAUAUCAUGGCCUUACGCCUAUCGAUGCUAAAUCUCACAAUACAGUUGAUGGUAAAAGUGAUGAAGGUAUUUUAACGGGAGUCUCGACGAUGUUCAUAGUGACAGACAGCUUGACCGUCACUCCUAUUUCGUCGAUUUUUUGCAUGUCCAUUCUCAAAGAAAUGAAGGUACCCAUCAGUGACAUUGAAGCGCAAGUUGUGCAUGUGGGCAAAGAGGAGGCUGUGCGUCUCUUACUGUCUUCAUUUGUUUCGGAAUCUGCCCUUACCAAUACUUUCAUCAGGGACCCAAACCGGAAACCAAGUGCUCGUUGACUAAUUUGUCAAGUUUUUGCAGAAAAGAAGGGAAUGUAAUCUGCGUUUUUUGAACUGAACCUAUUGUAUAAUAUUGAUGUUGCUUUGGUAUUAGCUUUAUUUGCAACAGCUUAUGUGUACUUGAUGAUCUGCUAAGACUGUUUAUCUCUAUCUGUGACGACCCUAACUUCUGAUCGUCAUCCUAUACUCAUAUUUAGCAUUUCUUAACCUCUAUG